AUUUUUGGGGGUUUUUCAAUGUGGUUUUUUUUUUUUUUUUUUUUUAACCUAAAAUCAAGAUUUUGGACCCAGAGGUCUACUUACUAUAAGCUUAUUUUAAAAGUUCCUGGUAAUAUUAAUGCAUACUGUGAAAAGGCAUAUGUAAGCAGUAGGCCUACAAUGGUUAGGGUUUUAAGAGGUUUUGUCUGUGACUUAAAAUACUGAAGUAGAGGAAAGCAAUGAGUGGGAUUAUUUUCCUCUUGUAUUAUUGUUCAAAUUAUAGUUCAGCAUGUUUAUUUCAAAGACAAAGAAAUUUAGCUAGCUUUCAUUUUGUUGCUGUCAAACAUGAUGGCACUGACUUAAGUGAAAUUCUCAUCCUGUUUUUCACCAAGUAUUUAUCAAGCUACCUAGAACUUUCCUAAAUAUUGUUAAUUAUAAUAUAUAUUACUAUUUUGCAAAAUGAAAGUAGCUGUAACAACUUGUAAAAUAAGGAAAGCUAUUUUCUGUCUAAGGGGGAUGUAUAAAUUUGUGAAAAAUCCCAAACUCAGUCUAUUAGUGCUUUUCUGUAUUGUUAAUCUUGUUUGCAUGUAUAAUGAAACAAAGGUGAAAAAAUAAUUAUCAUAAGUUCAGACAAAAACAUCUCUUUGUUCAGCAGUUACACUUUCUGCUGCAGACCAAUUUGAUGUCAAUAUAUUAAUUAAUGUCUUUAACCUAAUUUGCAUAUUUCAUUAGAAAUUAAAUAAAACCAAGCAAAAGCCAGUACACAAAUUCCCCUCAAAAAACCCACCCCAAAACCCUAAAAAACAUCUUUAGAUCCUGUAGCCUCUGAAAUGGAAGUACUGAAUUCCCUUGUUGGUGUGGUGCCUGAAUCCCUAUUGAAUUCAAGUAUUGCAAACAUGGGUUUACAGAAGAGAAGUCUGGAAGAGAUCUGACCCACAAGACAAUUCUGCUGGGCAUUGAGUCGCUUGCUCCUCUGGAAGUUUUGCUCUGAAUGUGCUUUUCUUUUCCUGCAGAAACUCUGCUGUCCCAAGCAGACUUUUGCCCUCAUACCUGUACCCCACACUGUUAGCACAGCCUGGUAUUCUGCAGAGAGGCAAAAUCAGCAUUGCCCUGUGACCAAGCUGUGRGGAAAUAAACCUUGAAUGGAUUUUGGAAACAGUCUCUUCCUUGUGAUUAAAGAAAUAGCUGUUCUGAAUCUUUGCAUUUUAGUUUUGAUCUUUGAUAAAAGUUAAAAUGCUUGAUUGUGCAAAUAGGUAUUUAAAMGAAAAGGGGAUAUGGUUUAUGAAAAGACAGUUGCAUGUAUAGAGUGGGAGUUACUGUUUCACUUUUCCAUUAAAGUUAACGGUAAAUAAAGUCAGCAUUUUCAGAGGACAUAGCUCAUAUUCUGUCUUCAACAGCCUGAAGAGCCAGACAGAAAAUAAAACCUCAACUGCYCUAAAUCCAUUAAAAUACAAACAUUUUACAGUGAGAUACAUGUCUGAAACGUGGCACAGGCAGUUACCAGUUGAAAAAGAUGCCGUACAGAGGAUCAAAAAUCGUGGAAAGCCUAAUGAAAAGGGRCAGCCUGGUUUUACAGUCUGGCUGGAGGAUAGCACUGAGAUUAGGGGAUUGAGCAAAAAGCCGGCGUGCCGAAUUGCGGGUUUUUAUAUAAUGGCUUUAGUGAGUAUCCUUUAGGACCCAGUGGAAAUAUUUAGUGAGGCAAACUUGGUGGGUAAUGGCCAAUCAUUAAGCGGCGAUGAGGGAAGAGCUGUGAGUGUGAAGCCCAUGAAAGGCUGUCAAACGCAUCACGCCGGGAACGCGGCGUUUCUGCCACUGAUCGCCGACCAACGCGCCACGCUGGAAUUAGAGUUGAUUCAAUGUUUAAGCCCGGGGGAACUUGUACUACAGGAGGUCACUGGAGUGCAGAGUGCCCGGCUCCCAUUUCCAGCAAGAUGCCUUAUUUCGCAAAACUCCUUUUAUUAAUCUUCUGCUUAGUUCUUCUCGUGGAAAGCAGAAAACACAGGAGGAGGAGGUGGACAAGCCACCUGGAUGUGCAGAGGGCAAGUCACAUCCUUAAGAAGAACCGCGACUUGACCAAAGCCUGGAAAGGAAAGACGGAGCAGCUUCUCAGAGUCGAUGAACACGACUUCACCAUGCGGCCAGCCUUUGGAGGCCCUGCAAUUCCUGUUGGGGUGGACGUGCAAGUCGAAAGCUUGGACAGUAUUUCUGAGGUUGACAUGGAUUUUACCAUGACCUUGUACUUAAGGCACUACUGGAAGGACGAGCGUCUCUCCUUUCCCAGCACCAAYAACAAGAGCAUGACCUUUGACGGCCGCCUGGUCAAGAAGAUCUGGGUCCCUGAUGUCUUCUUUGUGCAUUCCAAGAGGUCCUUCAUUCAUGAUACCACCACGGACAACAUCAUGCUGCGAGUGUUCCCCGACGGGCAUGUCCUCUACAGCAUGAGGAUCACAGUGACRGCGAUGUGCAACAUGGACUUCAGCCACUUCCCCCUGGACUCUCAGACAUGUUCUCUGGAGCUGGAAAGCUAUGCUUACACUGAUGAAGAUCUGAUGCUGUAUUGGAAAAAUGGGAAUGAAUCUCUGAAAACCGAUGAAAAGAUUUCUUUGUCUCAGUUUUUGAUACAAAAAUUCCACACUACAUCAAGACUGGCUUUCUACAGUAGCACGGGUUGGUACAAUCGCCUCUAUAUAAACUUCACUUUACGCCGACACAUCUUCUUCUUCUUGCUCCAAACUUACUUCCCUGCCACUCUCAUGGUCAUGUUGUCCUGGGUGUCCUUCUGGAUCGACCGACGAGCAGUUCCUGCCAGAGUCUCUUUGGGGAUAACCACUGUGCUGACCAUGUCCACGAUCAUCACUGGGGUGAAYGCUUCCAUGCCUCGUGUUUCYUACAUCAAAGCAGUGGACAUUUACCUGUGGGUCAGUUUUGUGUUUGUCUUYCUCUCAGUGYUGGAAUACGCGGCUGUGAAUUACCUGACAACGGUGCAGGAGCGGAAGGAGAGGAAACUGCGCGAGAGGUUUUCAUGUUCRUGUGGAAUACCUCACUCGAAAACUAUGAUGCUGGAUGGAACCUGCAGUGAAUCUGAUGCCAACAGCCUGGCAGGAUACACAAGAAACCAGAUGGUACCAGAAGAAGAAAAACAAGAAAAGAUGGUUGUGCAUUUAGCUAUGAGCAAUGAAUCUAACUCAUCGAGGAAGAGAGGCCUGAAGGGCCACGUGGGCUUGCGCAUCAUCCAGAACACCCAUGCAAUUGAUAAAUACUCCAGAUUAAUAUUCCCAGGCACCUAUAUAUUUUUUAAUUUGAUAUAUUGGUCUGUCUUCAGCUAAGCAUGCUGGCACAGCAGAGACUGAAUCAGAAGACAUCUACAAAGCACUCUUUUGUUGGUACUUUUUUGGUCUAAUCUGGACACAAAGCCAGAAACCUGAUUAUUUUAUUGCUUCUUUGAAGGGUAAAGGGGAGGAUACACCCUCCAGGAGGCAACUCCAUGCCCAGGCCUCAUGGAGGAACUUGCUAUGCUGGUUGAUUUCCAGCCCACACCCCUGCUCCUGUUUGCUUUAUGAAACAUGGCAUUUCUCAUACUUGAAAACACGUGUCCACCAUACACCCAAAAGAUGCUGGAUGCUCGUUUGGGGUUGGCCACGCUGGUGGUGCCUGCUGUGCAAUGGACCAAAGACAGUGCUCAUKUGAGCUGUAAGGAAUUAGAUAAAUACAACUUGCAUGGGGUGGUCUGGACAAUGCAUCUCCUGUAAGGAAACUGAAUGAGAACUUUCCUUUACAAAAU
Messenger RNA from Malurus melanocephalus (red-backed fairy wren), 3760 nucleotides. It is a transcript of the gene GABRR2, whose product is annotated as gamma-aminobutyric acid type A receptor subunit rho2. Gene Ontology annotation, molecular function: GABA-A receptor activity; neurotransmitter receptor activity; extracellular ligand-gated monoatomic ion channel activity. The transcript is spliced from 9 exons. Gene Ontology annotation, cellular component: neuron projection; GABA-A receptor complex; synapse. The record is from RefSeq and is a predicted model, not a curated record. Lineage: Eukaryota; Metazoa; Chordata; Aves; Passeriformes; Maluridae. Bases 1836 to 3305 code for a protein of 489 amino acids. Gene Ontology annotation, biological process: nervous system process; signal transduction; chemical synaptic transmission.